Carassius auratus (goldfish) is the source of this 1489-nucleotide messenger RNA. Its product is annotated as lamin-A-like. Gene Ontology annotation, cellular component: nuclear envelope; nuclear lamina. Gene Ontology annotation, biological process: nuclear migration; heterochromatin formation; nuclear envelope organization. Bases 180 to 1304 code for a protein of 374 amino acids. The record is from RefSeq and is a predicted model, not a curated record. NCBI's taxonomy places the organism in Eukaryota, Metazoa, Chordata, Actinopteri, Cypriniformes, Cyprinidae. The transcript is spliced from 10 exons. Gene Ontology annotation, molecular function: structural constituent of cytoskeleton.
UGGAAUCAGCUCUGGCCAGACUGAAGGAUCUGGAGGCUCUGCUGAACUCCAAGGACGCGUCUCUCUCCACAGCACUGGGGGAGAAGAGGUCACUGGAGGUCGAAGGCAGAGAUCUGAAAGCCCAGCUGGCAAAGCUGGAGGCCAGUCUGAAUGAUGCUAAGAAGCAGCUACAAGAUGAAAUGCUACGACGUGUGGAUGCUGAGAAUCGAAUCCAGACCCUGAAAGAGGAGCUGGAUUUCCAGAAGAACAUCUACACUGAGGAGCUUCGUGAGUCUAAGCGCAGACAUGAGUCGCGUGUGGUGGAAAUCGACAGCGGGCGCCAGCGGGAGUAUGAGAGUAAACUGUCUGAGGCUUUGAUUGAACUCCGUAACCAACACGAAGAGCAGCUUCGCAUCUACAAGGAUGAAAUUGAGAAGACCUACAACUCCAAGCUGGAGAAUGCCCGUCAGUCGGCUGACAGGAACAGUCAUUUGGUGGGAGCCGCCCAUGAGGAACUGCAGCAGACACGUUUGAGGAUGGAGAGUGUGACGUCUCAGCUCUCUCAGCUACAGAAGCAGUUGUCUGCUCGCGAGGCGAAGAUCCGUGAGCUGGAGGAGGCUCUGUCCAGAGAGAGGGACAUGAUGCGCCGUCGUAUGGAUGACAAGGAGAAAGAGAUGGCCGAAAUGAGGCACCGCAUGCAGCAACAGUUGGACGAGUACCAGGAGCUGCUGGACAUUAAGCUCGCACUCGACAUGGAGAUCAGCGCCUACCGGAAGCUUCUGGAGGGCGAGGAGGAGAGGCUGCGUCUCUCCCCGAGUCCUCCUCCUGUCCGUGGGGUGACUGUGACCCGCUCCUCGGGUUCUGGCACUCACACACGUGUGGUCCAGAGCAGCACCUGUCGUACCUCUUCAGGCAGUGCUAAAAAACGGCGCUUGAAUGAUAACGACAGCGAUGCCUCCAGUUUGCUCGGUGGAACUGUUACUCGCACACGCGUCGCCCAGCAGGCCUCUGCCAGCGGCCGCGUGACCGUAGAUGAAGUGGACAUGGAGGGCAAAUAUGUUCGGCUCAGUAACAAAUCCGACCAGGAUCAAGCUAUGGGUCACUGGCAGGUGAAGAGGCAGAUUGGUUCCGGCACUCCCAUCGUCUACAAGUUCCCGCCAAAAUUUACCCUAAAGGCAGGACAGACUGUCACGAUUUGGGCCGCAGGAGCUGGAGGAACCCACAAUCCUCCUUCUGACCUGGUGUGGAAGACCCAGAACUCAUGGGCAGUGGAGAUCUGUUCCAGACCACCCUCAUCAGCUCCAGUGGGGAGGAAAUGGCCAUGAGGAAGGUCACACGCACACUAUUCCAGGAUGAGGAAGAUGAUGAUAUGGCCGCCCACAGCACAUGCGGGGAUAGUGAGUACAACCUCCGCAGCCGUACGGUGGUCUGUGGCUCAUGUGGGCUGCCUUCAGAUAGAAACAGCAGCUGCAUGUCGGCCAGCUCUGGAGUGUCCAGUGCGACUCGCUCC